Messenger RNA from Coregonus clupeaformis (lake whitefish), 1254 nucleotides. RefSeq lists its product as uncharacterized. The transcript has 6 exons. The record is from RefSeq and is a predicted model, not a curated record. Bases 1 to 1254 code for a protein of 417 amino acids. NCBI's taxonomy places the organism in Eukaryota, Metazoa, Chordata, Actinopteri, Salmoniformes, Salmonidae.
AUGUGCAGAUACACAUAUGAUGAUGAUGAUGAUGAUGAUGAUGAUCCAUUUAGAGAGAGUGAUUUCCUGCUGGAUCUCUGUGAUUAUGACAGGUUCUUCCAGAGGGUGUGUGAGUCCGUCCCUGUGAGGUCCAGAGAGGAGGACCAGCAGUUGGCCUCUCUCCUCCAGGCCUUGGGCUCCACCCUGUCACUGGGAGGAGAGUUACCCAGGAAAACCUGCAGGUCUGUGGGGAGAGUCCUGGGUCUCUGUUCCUCCAGAGUGGACCUCACUCUUACCCCCAGCAAGAUCUCUCUCCAAGGAGCCUUACUUAUUGUGAGACAUGAGUCAAAGCUACACAAGCUCAGGCUGAAUGUGGGCAUGGCAGUGAAACUGUCCAGACUGGUUAGGAGGACAGGGAGAGGUGCUACUCCACUGACUGUCCCAGAGCUCUCCCUGGUCCUAAAGAGCAACCACCUACCAGAGAGAGUGUUAUCCAGGGCUCUGAGUAAUGUGGCAUCCCUGCUGAGACUCUGGAGGGUUCAGUGUCUGGACCUGACUGACUUCUGGAUCCAGGGUCACUCUCUCAUCACACUGCUGUGUCACCAGGGACCUCUCUCUCUCAGACUGAACUCAGACACUCUGCAGCAGCUGACUGUAGUUGUGUAUGAAGCUCAGGACAAGGACUUGACUCAGUGGUUCCUGGAGAAGGUUGGUGGAGACCUGACCUCCUGCAGGCUGGACCUGGAAGUGCUUCUCUCUCUGCUGCAGCAUUCAACCCACAACAUCACUGUGGACCUCAGGAAGAACAGGCUCCUAGAGAAGAACAUCUCAGAUCUUCUCCCCUUUCUGGGAAGGGUUAUAUUCAAGAGGUCCAGUUCCAGCUUUGUAAAGUCCACCAUCAGACAGAUCUAUGACAGCAGAGCCAGUGACUGUGUGUCCAGUUUGUUGAGGUCUUCAGACCAUUGGAUCAACCUGAACAGCAGAGAGCUGGACAGAGUGGACUGUACUGCUCUGGGUUUUACCCUGCAGCACUGCCACCAAGUCAAAGUCAACCUGCUGUGGACCUCCAUACCACCGGGGGAGAUAGAGAGCAUCCUGCCUCUUCUGGACAGAGUCUCCCAGCUCAGGUUUAAUCCAGCAGGGGGCACCACCACCACCACCACCAACAGCAGUAUGGCUGCUCAGGUCUCUGCACUACAGGCUGGACUUCUCCUGCUCCUCCUCUGUGGACCUGUCAGCUCAGGACCAGGAGGAGGCUCUGUGUCUGACCACUGA